Dujonia railenensis is the source of this 663-nucleotide messenger RNA. The record is from the annotation of a GenBank genome assembly. Lineage: Eukaryota; Fungi; Ascomycota; Pichiomycetes; Serinales; Debaryomycetaceae.
AUGUUUAAGAUCACACAAAGAAGCUUGCAACGCCAAUUUUCUACCAGUUCGGUAUCAUUUAAACCGGCAGUGGCUGCCACCAAUGCAGGAUAUUUCACAACUGGGGGUUCUACCACAUCUGUGUGGCCAAAGGGAUUCCGUGUACCACAACCAAAAACCUGGGAAGAAUCAAGUGAAAGUGCACUCUCCAAGGCUACGAAAUUCUUCUUUUUAAAUGAAGUUGCCAGAGGUAUGUACAUUUGUUUGGAAAUGUACUUUAGAAACCCAUACACAAUUUACUACCCAUUCGAAAAGGGGCCAAUAUCUCCAAGAUUCAGAGGUGAACAUGCCUUAAGAAGAUACCCAAGUGGUGAAGAAAGAUGUAUUGCUUGUAAAUUAUGUGAAGCCAUUUGUCCUGCACAAGCCAUCACCAUUGAAGCUGAAGAAAGAAUUGAUGGUUCUAGAAGAACUUACAAGUACGAUAUCGAUAUGACCAAGUGUAUUUACUGUGGGUACUGUCAAGAAUCUUGCCCGGUCGAUGCCAUUGUAGAAAGUCCAAAUGUUGAAUAUACCACUGAAACCAGAGAGGAAUUGUUGUACAAUAAGGAAAAGUUAUUGGACAAUGGAGAUAAGUGGGAGCAAGAAUUACAAUACUGUUUAGAUGCUGAUGCUCCAUAUAGAUAA